Messenger RNA from Oreochromis aureus, 1627 nucleotides. It is a transcript of the gene ubr7, whose product is annotated as ubiquitin protein ligase E3 component n-recognin 7. Gene Ontology annotation, cellular component: cytoplasm. NCBI's taxonomy places the organism in Eukaryota, Metazoa, Chordata, Actinopteri, Cichliformes, Cichlidae. The record is from RefSeq and is a predicted model, not a curated record. The transcript is spliced from 13 exons. Gene Ontology annotation, molecular function: ubiquitin protein ligase activity; zinc ion binding. Bases 218 to 1450 code for a protein of 410 amino acids.
CACGUAUCAAAGAGCUAAGGUGUGUUUCUACCUGAACGCUGACCGUCUGCCUCUGCCCAUCUCUGAGCCUGAGCUCUGCCCGCAGCGACGCCAUCUUCCUCGCUGAUGACGUCAUCGCGCACCAUCUACUGCCUUAAGUUUUUGUUCCGGUGACGUCUCACCUCAAUGUCCCGCCAAAUACGAUCUGAGGAAGUGAACCGGAAGUUGUCAUUGGUUAAUGGCAGUUACCAGCUCGAUAACACACAUCAGAACAUCUGAUUAUUCAUUAUUGGUGCUUCACCGACUAGUUCACAGUCACACGGAGCAAUCUGACCUUAGAUCGAGGAGGAUGUGUGAGGAACAGACAGUGUCUCUGGUUGAUGUUCUGGAGGAAGAUGAGGAGCUAGAGGAAGAAGCUUCAGCUGUGCUGGCAGGAAGUGACUCUGACCACUGCUCUUAUCCUCAGGGGUACGUGAAGCGGCAGGCUCUGUAUGCCUGUAACACCUGCACGCCAAAGGGCAGCGAGGCAGCCGGCAUCUGUUUGGCGUGCUCCUACAAAUGUCACGAAGGUCACGACCUCUUUGAGCUGUACACUAAGAGGAACUUCCGUUGUGACUGUGGAAACAGGAAGUUCUCGGAGCUGCUGUGUAAACUCCACCCGGACAAAGAUGAGGUAAACAGUCUGAAUAAAUACAGUCAGAACUUCUUUGGAGUUUACUGCACCUGCGGCCGACCGUACCCAGACCCAGAGGACCAGGUGGAGGACGAGAUGAUUCAGUGUGUGGUCUGUGAGGACUGGCUGCAUGGCCGGCACCUGGGCUGUGUGGUCCCAGACUGCGUGGAGCUUCAGGAGAUGAUCUGCGAGUCCUGUAUGAAAACACACUCGUUUCUCUGGACCUAUGCUGCGCACCUAGCAGUACCAGGUGGAGCAGUGGAGGUGAAGAAGGAAACGGCAGAAGAGCCCACUGUUCCCACCAAAGAAGACGAGGUUGAUGAUGCCAUUGAGCCUAGCUGCAAGCGGAGCCGUGAGGAGGUGGAGCCAAGGUGCAGACUGAAGGAGCUGCAGGCAAUUGGUCAGAAAAGAGUUCAAUCAGGAGCUGUGUUCUGGCCUUCAGCGUGGCGUUCCAAGCUCUGCUCCUGCAGCAUAUGCCAGGUGCGCCUGCUUGAAGCUGGUCUGUCCUUCCUGUUGGACGAGUCAGACACUGUCCUCGCCUAUGAGAACAAAGGAAAGAACAGCGAGCAAAGACGACAGGAACACGACCCUCUGAUGUCAGCGCUCGACAACCUGAACCGCGUGCAGCAGCUCGAGAUCAUCCAUGGAUACAAUGACAUGAAAACUGAGCUGAAGGACUUCCUGCAAAGAUUUGCAGCUGAAGGAAAAGUCGUGACAUCUGAUGACAUUCGUCAGUUCUUCGAGCAGCAGAGUCGUAAAAGACGCAGAGUUGACGCCGGAGCGUUCUACUGCACCUGAUCCCCUCUGACCUCACCUUCAUCUGCUGAUCUUUCAUCCCUGACUAAAUGAAAUCUGUUGUGUGUUUCCUGUUUUAACUUUUUUUUAUAAAAUCUGUCUGACAUGUCCAACAUUCUCUUUCUGUCUCAGUAAUGUUUCCUUUUUAAACAACCUAAUAAAACAAUCUGAACAUGGCAA